This is a messenger RNA of Diaporthe citri, 2940 nucleotides long. RefSeq lists its product as uncharacterized. The record is from RefSeq and is a predicted model, not a curated record. Bases 1 to 2940 code for a protein of 979 amino acids. Gene Ontology annotation, molecular function: nucleic acid binding. NCBI's taxonomy places the organism in Eukaryota, Fungi, Ascomycota, Sordariomycetes, Diaporthales, Diaporthaceae. The transcript is spliced from 5 exons.
AUGGUGAAGACUCUCGACGACACUGAUCCCUUCUUCAACCAUAGUCGCCGCGUCCAGUUCCAGCAGCUUCCUCCCCUCAAAGAGUCCUCGAUCGAGUCGAUCGACUCAACCAACGGCGGUGCCCCGCUUGCCACCUUUGACCCCAGCGACCCCUUCGCUGCGCUUCGAUCCAAGAGCAAGAGCGCCAACAACUCCCCGUCUGCCUCAUCGGACCACUCGUCUUCGAUCAGGCACGCUUCUCAGAUCAGUGAGCCCAGCGGUCUUCAAUCCGCAGUCCAGAGAGCCAAGUUCAACCUGGCCUUGAAGAAGCUCGCAGGCUCCACCCACAGCAGUACUCCCAAGCUGGAUCCGUCUACCGCAGAAUUCCGACCGGCUGCUGCGCUUCAGGCUCCAGCCAUGCACACCCAGCAGACUUCGCUGGGUGACUCCCAGGCUCAGGACAACGCCGCCAUCGGAUUGAACGCGUUCCAGCCUCAGCGAGGUGAAUCAUUUGAAGGUGUCAAUCCCAUCAACUCUCCUGGACCGAACACUUUCGCUCCCUACGCUGGUAAUGUUGCCAGCCAAACUUCCAACGGCACACCUCACCAAUACACCACCUUCCCAGCCCAGAUCGGCGGUGUCCAGUCUCAGUCUCAGGUCCCUUUCCCCAAGAACAACGGUAUGGCCAUGGCCAACGGAAUGGCCCUUCAGCCCGUCCGAAGUAAUGUCAACGGUACCAUUGGAGUGACUUACAUGAGCCCCAACGGUUACAACCCCGACUACCAGCGACAGCAGCAACAGCAGCAACAAUACAUCAGCACCAAUGGAAUGGCUUUUGCUGUUCCCAAUGGCAACGGUGUUCAGUACGAUGUCAACAACAUGAGCCAGGCCUUAGUUGCUAGAGAUGGCAACGCGCCUCAGCAGCACGUCAACACCAACGAGAUAGCUUUCGGCAUGUCCAACGGCAACGCCGCUCAACAUGUCAACAACAUGAACGGAUUGAACGGCACCAACUUUGGCACCGAGUAUGAUAACGUCUCUCAGCAGCACGGCAGUGGCGUCCGGGGUUUUAAUGCUGUUUCCCCCUCGGCCAUGAAUUGUAUGCCCAAUGGCGCGAGGGCUAUGGCUCCUGUCGCCGACGGAAGCAAUGGCAACUCCUUUGAGCAGAUGUCCAUGUCCACUUUGCAGGCGCACCUGGAUCUCGGAAGCCAGUACCCGCAGGCACAGCCCAGUCCGAAGCACACAUUCCCGCAAGGCGCUGCUCGUUCUGCCCAGUACUCGAAUCAGUCCCUUCCAUUCCAGCCGCAGAACAAUGUUGUCAUGCAGCAACAACAGCAGGCGGCUACCACUCCGGUGCGAUCUGUGGCGGGUAGCCCUUACGGCCAAUCGACUCCCGCACCGCCUGCCAGCGUGUACAGCAGCCCUGGAGCAACCACGACGCGAGCUCAGCACAUGGUGUCUCCCUCUUAUCGAGGACGGACCGACCCGCGCAGCUAUGAUGCCCGCGCUAACGUCUCGACCGAGCCUCCUCCUCGAUUCGAUUUGCACACUCCCGUGCCUGUUCACCAGCAGGUAUAUAACAGUGUGAUUUCGCCCUCCUCUGCCGGAGGUCCCUUUUCGCCUCGUGGGGCGACGGCGUCGCCAGGACACUCGUCCUCCAACAACUCUGUGAUGGACCCGUUCAACGGACCUGCUCUGUCCAGCGUCAUCCAGCCGAUCGAGCCACAGUCCGCCAUGGUCCUCCACGAGAGCGCCGUGCCGGUGCAGAUCCGCAACAUGCGAUCCAAGCAGCUGAACGAGCUGACGGCCGGACCGACUGGCCGCCCCCGUCCAGAGGCUGCUCUGGAUGCUUCGAACUUCCCGUUCCUUGAGAGCGCUCGCAACGCGCAGCCUACCACUCACUGUGGUGUUGUGAAGCUCAAGAACAUCCCCUUUGGUACCAAGCGUGCAGAGGUCCUCGCCUUCCUUGGCCGCAACUCCAAGGUCCUGAACGACAACCAGGAACCCGUGCACAUCAUUAUGGAGCGCGUUACUAGCAAGACGAAUGAUGCGUACGUCGAGUUUAUGAGCAUGCAGGCUGCCGUCAACGCGGUCGAGAAGCACCAGAAGACCGUGGCCAACGGCCGCCUCAGCCGCCUCGGCGACCGCCCCAUCGAGGUGGAGCUUUCCAGCCAGGCGGCCCUCAUGAAGGACCUCUUCCCUCUUGCCAAGGGCGUCCGCUGGGAGGGGGCCGUGCCGGUCGUCCUCGAGGACCACCCGUCGGAGCCGUGGAACUGCUUCAAGGGAUUCGUCUCUGACGAGGAGAUGGCGAUGCUGGUGAAGCACGUUGAGGUUCCCCAGCGAUCCCCCUUCUCUCGCGAUUGCCCCCAGCGCCCUUUCGAGUGCAUGAUCAGCACCCUUCGAAAGCUCCCUUGGUACAAGACCGAUUGUAUCACGAUCAAGCAGCGCCACUCGGUGUACAGCGCCUGCAUCCAGCUCAUCCGCCUGCUCCAGCAUGCCAUCAAGGAAAAGAAGGACGAGGAGCACCUGACGUCGCAGCUGCUCAAGCGCCUCUGGACUUCCGCGAUGCUCUGCCACGGCUUCACCGUCACCAUGAGGGACAACAUUGCUUACCAGGUUGACAUCCCCGAGGACCGCCUCCGCGAGUUCAACAUGCCCCGCUUUGCCAACAUGUGGGUGCACGCCUACACCCUGUGCCCCAAGCCUGGUACUCCACUGGAUGUUCUCGAGUACUACAUCGCCCUCAUUCGCGAGGAGACCAACCGCACGGUCGGCCUUCAGCAGCCCAACAUCCAGUCUCAGAUCCACAACGAGGGAACGCAGACGAACCUGUACUGGGGCUUCUUCUUCAAGGAGCUGAACCUCCCCCACGGCCCGGCCUUCGACAACAUGACGCUGGCGCAGAUGGCGGAGCUGGAGUUCCGCGCCCUGACCAACAUUCUCACGCGCGCUCUUGCCUGA